Molecule: messenger RNA, 1588 nt
Organism: Leptinotarsa decemlineata (Colorado potato beetle)
Lineage: Eukaryota; Metazoa; Arthropoda; Insecta; Coleoptera; Chrysomelidae
Product: Sil1 nucleotide exchange factor
Cellular component (GO): endoplasmic reticulum
Molecular function (GO): adenyl-nucleotide exchange factor activity
Source: RefSeq, a predicted model, not a curated record
CUGAGUCCAAAGUUCGAAGAUAAACAUAUAAAGUUUGUUUUUGAACUUGUCACAUUUAUGAUUUAGUAUUUUAGAUUUUAGUAAUAUUUCAUGAAAUUAAUGAAUGAUGAGGAUGCAAUGAAAAGUGAUAACUACCAAAUCACCACUAAGCACUACCUAAAAAUUUUGUAUUUUGGGCUCUUCAGUUUAAAGUUCAUCUAAAUUUUUACAGGCUCUGCUCCUACUCUAGUUAUCUCUUCUGCACUAAACAUGUGGACGGUUUCUUUCCCACUGAUAAUAACAAUACUUUUCCUUGCUCUUCAAGAUGUAUACAGUGAGAAUGAGAAAAAGGCUAAAGAAUUCAUCCCAACACAUGACUGGCAAAUUGUUGAAAAAGGUCAAAAAAUUCCAAAAGGACUUCACAUAAGAGUCAAUUUUGCCACAGGGAAAACUGAAGCCAAAAUGUUAAAUGAAAAGGAAAAACCCAAUAAAGAAAAUGCUCUAGUAGAAAUGCCGGUAGACUAUGAAACAGAAAGUCUUUUGGAUACAGAAGUUAUAAAAGAAGCUUUAAAAAAAAUAAAAAAUGAUGAAUAUACUGAACACAAAGAUUACAGGAAAACUAGCAAUUUUCGAAGUUACGAACAAAUUAAAGAAGAUUUGUCAGACUUGAAUCUCACUGCUAAAGUUGACACUGAAGUUGUAAAAGAGCUUUUUGACCAGUAUAAGAGAGAAAUAGAAAAGAUUAAUUUAAAUGAGCAUGCUAUAUUAAGAAUACUUGAGGAUUUCGACUUUUUGGCACAUCAGUUUGAUAAUGGAUUAGAAUUUGUCAGACAAAAUGGGUUUAAUGUUAUUAUUUACAGAAAUCUCAAUCUCACCAGUGAUAAAAUCAAAGAAGAAACUUUGAAACUUUUUGGAUCACUGGUGCAAAAUAACGCAAAAGUGCAAAUCCAUGCCUUAGAAACUGGAAGUAUACCGAUUAUUUUAAGAACUUUGAAUCUAGAAUCAUCAUCCCAAGUAAAAAGUCGAGGAGUUUUUGCUCUCAGUUGUUUACUUAGAAGAUUUCCAUUAGCCCAGUUUCAUUUUAUUCAAAACGGUGGACUCUUUAUUGUAACCAAAUUAUUGACUGAGGAGUAUCCACUCAAAAUUCAAGUCAAGUUGGUAACACUAAUGAAUGAUUUACUUUUGGAAAACUUACAUGCCCUAAAAGGUACUUCUGAGGAGAAUAGAAAUAUUUUGAUAGGACAGUAUAAACUUGUUAACCUAGAAAAUUUAUUACUGGAACAGAAUUGGUGCAAGUUUUUGAAUAAACUUUUAGUUACAAUAGUAACAACCGAUCCAGAGAAUCAUGAUAUAAUAGAUAAAUGUUUGACUUCAAUGCACACAAUAGCAAAAAAAUGUAUUGGAUCAUUCCACGAAGAACUUUUAUUGAAAUUGAAGAAGAGGUAUGAAAUUUUGUCAAAGGAAAAUUUAGAAGAAAGUGGGAGUGAUAAUUCAGAUUUCUUUUCAAACAUUUAUAAAUUAUGCAGCGAAAUCUUACAUUUAGUAAAUAUCAAGACUGAAUUGUGAUAAGGAAAUGAAACAUUUAAAUAAUAUAAUUGUUUUUUUACUA